AUGUCCACCAUGCGCUCCGCCCAGAUCCUGGCCUCAGCCCUUGCUGAGAUGCAGCGCUUCUACGGGAUCCCCGUCACUGGUGUGCUCGACGAAGAGACCAAGACGUGGAUGAAGCGGCCCCGCUGUGGGGUGCCGGACCAGUUUGGGGUACGCGUGAAAGCCAAUCUGCGGCGGCGGAAGCGCUACGCCCUCACCGGGAAGAAGUGGAACAACCACCACCUGACUUUCAGCAUCCAGAACUACACGGAGAAGCUGGGCUGGUACCACUCGCUGGAGGCGGUGCGCCGAGCCUUCCGCGUGUGGGAGCAGGCCACGCCCCUGGCCUUCGAGGAGGUGCCCUACGAGGACAUUCGGCUGCGGCGGCAGAAGGAGGCUGACAUCAUGGUACUCUUUGCCUCUGGCUUCCACGGCGACAGCUCGCCAUUUGACGGCACGGGUGGCUUUCUGGCCCACGCCUAUUUCCCCGGCCCUGGCUUGGGUGGGGACACCCAUUUCGACGCAGAUGAGCCCUGGACCUUCUCCAGCACUGACCUGCAGGGGAACAGCCUCUUCUUGGUGGCAGUGCAUGAGCUGGGCCACGCACUGGGGCUGGAACACUCCAGCAACCCCAGUGCCAUCAUGGCACCCUUCUACCAGUGGAUGGACACUGACAACUUCCAGCUGCCCGAGGAUGACCUCCGGGGCAUCCAGCAGCUCUAUGGCACCCCAGAUGGUCAGCCACACCCCACCCGGCCUCUUCCCACUUUGACGCCCCGGCGUCCAGGCCGGCCAGACCACCGGCCCCCCCGACCCCCCCAGCCACCACCCCCAGGCAGGAAGCCAGAGCGGCCCCCAAAGCCGGGCCCCCCAGCCCAGCCCCGAGCCACAGAGCGGCCUGACCAGUAUGGCCCCAACAUCUGUGACGGGGACUUUGACACAGUGGCCAUGCUUCGUGGGGAGAUGUUCGUGUUCAAGGGCCGCUGGUUCUGGCGAGUCCGGCACAACCGUGUCCUGGACAACUAUCCCAUGCCCAUCGGGCACUUCUGGCGUGGACUGCCUGGUGACAUCAGUGCUGCCUAUGAGCGUCAGGAUGGUCGUUUUGUCUUUUUCAAAGGUGACCGAUACUGGCUCUUCCGAGAAGCAAACCUAGAGCCUGGCUACCCACAACCGCUGACCAGCUAUGGCCUGGGCAUCCCCUAUGACCGCAUCGACACGGCCAUCUGGUGGGAGCCCACGGGGCACACCUUCUUCUUCCAAGAGGACAGGUACUGGCGCUUCAAUGAGGAGACACAGCGCGGAGACCCUGGCUACCCCAAGCCCAUCAGCAUCUGGCAGGGAAUCCCUGCCUCCCCCAAGGGGGCCUUUCUGAGCAACGAUGCAGCCUACACCUACUUCUACAAGGGCACCAAAUACUGGAAAUUCGACAACGAGCGCCUGCGGAUGGAGCCCGGCUACCCAAAGUCCAUCCUGCGGGACUUCAUGGGCUGCCAAGAGCACGUGGAGGCGGGACCCCGAUGGCCUGACUUGGCCCGUCCGCCCUUCAACCCUGAUGGGGGUGCAGAGCCUGGGACAGAUGGAGACCAGGCAGAGGGCGAUGUGGGCGACAGGGAGGGGGACUUCGGGACUGGGGCAGACAGGGACAGGGACGGGGGCAGCCGUGUGGUGGUGCAGAUGGAGGAGGUGGCACGGCCAGUGAACGUGGUGAUGGUGCUGGUGCCGCUGCUGCUGCUGCUGUGCGUCCUGGGCCUGGCCUACGCCCUGGUGCAGAUGCAGCGCAAGGGUGCACCCCGCAUGCUGCUGUACUGCAAGCGCUCACUGCAGGAGUGGGUCUGACCCCACCCAGCCCCCCUGCUCCUCACGGUGCUCAGGGGGCCGGGACACAGCACUGUGCUUCUGAGAUGGCUCCUCGGGGUACCCUGGCAAGAGCAUCUGGAGGCUCCCUCAGCCCCUGCGUGGGGGUCCCUCCCGGCCUCAAACAUACCUUGUCUGUCCUGCCCUCCUUGUUUAUUUAUGCCCAGGUAUCUUUCAGGUAUCUCUUUUUUUUUUUUUUUUGGCACCUUAAUUGAACAUUUGUUUCUGCUUUCCUGACCAGGGCAGGGUGUUUAGAGUUUUCUAAAUGUAGUUCUGCUCCAGACAGGGAAUUAGGCUCCUGUCUACCUCUGGCUUGGCCACAGCCAGGGGAGCAGGGGGACAAAAGCCCACAUUGGAAGAGUUGUCAAAGGGCCAUUGAGGUUCAUCCAGCCCUGGCCCUUCUUUCCCCUGAGCCCCAGGGCCUUACUGUGGGCUGUUUGCAGGACCUCCACCCUCCUAAGUCUCUCUUUGCCUUAGGAAGAGCUUAUCACCCUGGGGCAGCCAAGGCUGGAGGGCCAGGGAGGAGAGCUGGCCCAUUGGCCUCUGAGUCCAUGUGAAGCUUGGUUCCUUCACAACCCACUGAGCAGCUCCGGCACCCCUGGCUCCUUGUGCCUAAGAACCCCACCCCACUCUUGGCCAGCCAGCAGCUCCCAGCUCCCUCCUACCCCUUGGGCCCACCCUUCCUUCCCUGCCUGGAGAAGGGGCUCUGGGCCUGCCUUACCAAGGACCAAAGGGAGUCAGCUGAGGCUCCUCCCUCAAGGGAAGCACUGGCCGAGACUUCCCUUCUCUGAGCUCUGGCCCACCUGCUCCUUCCCUCGGCCUCUCCCUUCCUCUCCCUCUCACACCACCUUUCGUGGGGGUCUCGGAGUUCCAGCAGCCUUAGGUUUCAGCUGCCACCAUCCCCAUCCUUGGGGAGAGAAGGGGCUGGUUGGAGCCCAGGCUGGGGCAGUGGAUGUCCACAGACCUGGGUCCACCUGUGUGGAUGUCCACAGUGCCACGCACCAGGCUUGGGUGUUUCCUCCCCUCCAGCUCCCUGUCCCCCCAGGAGGAGAGACACUGGUGGGACAGGCCAGCAACUUAUCCCCCCACCUGGACUGUGGAACCCCCGAAGGAGCCCAUUGUGGCUGUGGAGGCUCCCCUCCUCCUGGGCUCAGCCUGAGGGCGGAGAUGCUUCCUUCCUCUCUUCCUUCCCAAAGUAAGCAGGAGGCUGAGGCUGUUGUGGGAAAUGGUACUGUACAGCUGGCUCUAUCCCCUCUGUGUCCCUGAAGCCCUGAGCAAGUGGGGUCUGCCACCCAAGAUCCCCAAGGCCCCUGGGGUGUGGGGGUGGGUUCUGCCGGCCUCUCCAAGUGGCAGCUUCUCAUGGGCUGGCACCAAGUGCGGGUCCAGAAGCUCAAACAUCCCACCUCCCCCCAUGCCACCUCUGUGGAACUGGAGAGCCAGCCGAGGGGUGGGGGUUGGGGUUCCAGUGUCCACCUCCCUAUAUCAUUUCUGUAAAUAGUCUGCACUGAUUAAAUUGUACAGCCAGCGA
Molecule: messenger RNA, 3358 nt
Organism: Galeopterus variegatus (Sunda flying lemur)
Lineage: Eukaryota; Metazoa; Chordata; Mammalia; Dermoptera; Cynocephalidae
Gene: MMP15
Product: matrix metallopeptidase 15 (membrane-inserted)
Exons: 10
Coding region: 1-1812 (603 amino acids)
Biological process (GO): extracellular matrix organization; collagen catabolic process; proteolysis
Cellular component (GO): extracellular matrix
Molecular function (GO): metalloendopeptidase activity; zinc ion binding
Source: RefSeq, a predicted model, not a curated record